AUGCAAGAGAAGCUAUCGGCUGGGGCGAGCAACGCACUUCCGACUACUCUUUCCAACUCAGCAAGCUACGUUGAUUUUGAAGGAACCGAUGACCCUGACCAUCCUCAGAAUUGGAGACUGUCUAGGAAGCUUCUCGCCUCGAUCUUAGCUUGUUCAGGAACCUUCAUCGUCUCUCUAGCCAGCGCCAUCUUUGCACCAGGGGUUGAUCAAGCAAGCAAAGUUUUUGGGGUCGGGACAGAAGUCGGGAUACUGGGAACAACCCUUUACGUUCUUGGCUUUGCAGCAGGUCCUCUGAUCUGGGCACCUGCAUCGGAGCUACGGGGAAGAAAAUGGCCUUUGACAAUAGCAAUGUUAGGCGGUGGAAUCCUCACUAUUGCAUCAGCAGUGGCCAAGAAUAUCCAGACCUUGCUCAUAUGCCGUUUCUUCGCUGGCAUGUUUGGCGCAAGCCAAAUGACUGUUGUCCCUGGUGUAUUAGCUGAUCUAUAUAACAACACCACUCGCGGGGCAGUAAUUACGCUAUAUGCGCUGACUGUUUUCGUGGGACCGCUUAUGGCUCCUUUUGUGGGUGGCUUCAUUGCGUCGAGUUAUCUUGGCUGGCGGUGGACUCUUUACAUCCCGGCAAUUUUCGGCCUGGCAAAUGGGCUAUUGAGUGUUUUCUUCUUGGAUGAGACAUAUCCGCCUUGUAUUCUCGUGAUGAAGGCUGCUGCUAUCCGCAAAGAGUCCCAAAAUUCGAGGAUUCUUGCCAGGCAUGAGGAGAUCGAGUUUCACAUCGCGGGUCUGGUGGAGAAAUACUUCACACGUCCAUUGAAGUUGCUCUUCACGGAGCAUAUUAUACUGUUGGUGUCAAGUUACAUGUCCUUCAUAUAUGGGCUUGUUUAUGCGCUUCUUGAGGCAUAUCCUUUGAUCUUCGAGCAUGUGUACGGAAUGACUCCUGCUGUUGCUGGUCUGAUGUUCAUAAGCUUCAUCAUAGGCAUGGUGCUCGCCUGUGGAUUCGUUCUUGUUGGGCAGCUGGCCUAUGCAAAGAAACUGGCAGAGAAUAAAGGCAUCCCUGUUCCCGAGUGGCGCCUCGCUCCAACAUUUCUAGGAGCGCCUCUAUUGGCAAUUGGUCUCUUUUGGUUUGGUUGGACUGGAUUCACACCCAAGAUUCACUGGGCAGUACCUGCUUCUGCCGGGAUAUGCAUCGGAUUUGCAGUCUUAUGCAUAUUUCUUCCGUGCUUCAACUAUAUCGUCGAUGCAUACGUGCCAAUAGCUGCUUCGGCUGUUGCUGCGAAUAUCAUGCUUCGAAGCGCAGUAGCUGCAAGCUUUCCGCUAUUCUCGAGGCAAAUGUUUCAAAAUAUGGGAAUACAAUGGGCUAGCACGUUGCUUGGCUGUUUAGCCGCAAUGAUGAUCCCUAUUCCAAUCAUAUUCAGGGCUUAUGGACCUCGGCUACGAGGAAAAAGCAAAGUGUUCUCAUGA
Messenger RNA from Penicillium coprophilum, 1455 nucleotides. RefSeq names its product MFS transporter. The record is from RefSeq and is a predicted model, not a curated record. Gene Ontology annotation, molecular function: transmembrane transporter activity. Lineage: Eukaryota; Fungi; Ascomycota; Eurotiomycetes; Eurotiales; Aspergillaceae. The coding region runs from base 1 to 1455 and encodes 484 amino acids. The transcript has 4 exons. Gene Ontology annotation, biological process: transmembrane transport.